Seminavis robusta is the source of this 1092-nucleotide messenger RNA. The record is from the annotation of a GenBank genome assembly. NCBI's taxonomy places the organism in Eukaryota, Bacillariophyta, Bacillariophyceae, Naviculales, Naviculaceae.
AUGACGGCGUCUUUGGCUGCCUUGGCGUGGAUUGUGAGCCCCAAGCACAUGCAAAUGCACAUGGUACUGCCAGCACAAGUGUUGAUGAUGCUGCUGGGUUGUAUCAUUGACAAUACUGCAGCUACUAGUGCAUGUAAGGACGAGGCACUGUCAGAGAAGGCAUGCAGUGGCCUAUUGGCCAACCUUCAAAUCCAAGAAAGCCAGGCACAACGAUUGUUGGGGUAUCUUCAGCUUUUGGGGGUCUUGGUACUUGUGCAACAAGAUAACGACCAAGGCAAGUCCUGCCAUCCAUUCUUCCAACUCAGUUAUGGUGUCUCAUUGCGAGACCAAACGUCUUCGCCUCCCAACAGCAGUCCUUGGAUCAUGGAAUUCCUGCGUCGGCUCGAGGAGAAUCUGGAACAGACAAUAUUGCACAACAAAAAGAGUCAUGAUGCCCUGUCCUUGUUUUAUUGGCGUCACCUGCCGGGGCUCAUUAUUCGCUUGGGAGGAUACAAGUCAUGCCACCGCCUUCUACACGACAACCUAGACUAUGCCCGUGCUCGACUGCACCACUUGGGGCUGGAAGCUACCGUGAAAGCCUACGUGGUCGAGUGGCAAUGCUUGCAACACAGCAUGCAAGUGGCAUUAGUGUCGCUGCCUCCGCCACCAGCAACGACCAAAACAUGGCUCUGCGAGCAAGUGUUGUCCAUGGCGGCAAAUCAUCUAGCUUUGCCGAAACAACAAAUCACCACAAAACAACCACAACCACAACCACAACCACAACCACAAGAGAUUGCCAAGGCGUGCUUCACCUUGGCCACGUUCACUCCAGAGGGUAACAACAAUCAGCCGUUGGCCACAACGCUACAACUCUUGCAGCUUGGACGUCUCCUCCAAUUGACUGUGCUGGAUGGACACUGUCGUCGAGUUGCCAAGGCUAUCCACAACCUGGGAAUUACCCGGCACGUUCGAUCAUCAUCCAAAAAACAAAAGGGAGGAAUGGAAACGGCCCAUGAAACGGCCCAAGCUGAAACGGUCACUUGUACAGCCGAGCCAAAGCCGCUGUCCAAACAGUGCUUUGAUCUCUCGGCACACCUCUUGCAGGACUUGUAA